Dipodomys spectabilis (banner-tailed kangaroo rat) is the source of this 4598-nucleotide messenger RNA. RefSeq names its product frizzled class receptor 4 (gene Fzd4). The record is from RefSeq and is a predicted model, not a curated record. Gene Ontology annotation, biological process: non-canonical Wnt signaling pathway; canonical Wnt signaling pathway; retina vasculature morphogenesis in camera-type eye. Gene Ontology annotation, molecular function: Wnt receptor activity; Wnt-protein binding. Lineage: Eukaryota; Metazoa; Chordata; Mammalia; Rodentia; Heteromyidae. Gene Ontology annotation, cellular component: plasma membrane. The transcript has 2 exons. The coding region runs from base 292 to 1908 and encodes 538 amino acids.
UGAGUGCUGGCGGGUUUCGCAGAGACCCCGAGCCGACGCGGCGGGCGCCGGGCUGCGGGAUCGCCGCCGCCUGUAGCCAUGACCCUAGCAGUCUGACCCUCUGUCUCAGCCCGGGGCGUCUGAUAUCCCAACGGGUCGCGGGCAGCGGCGGGGAGCGGCAGCCGCUGCUCCCCGCGUCACCCUUGGCGCCUUAUCGCACUCCCUUGCCCCGAGCUGCGAGCAGCGCGCCCCGGUGCAAACUGGGGGUGUCGGCCGGAUCCGUCCCCGCCGCCGCAGCCCCGGGCUCUGGCCAUGGCCUGGCGGGGCACCGGGCCGAGCGUCCCGGGGGCACCCGGAGGCGUCGGGCUCCGUCUGGGGCCGCUGGUGCUGCGGUUGCUGCUGCUCCUCGGGCCGGCUCGGGGCUUCGGAGACGAGGAGGAGCGGCGGUGCGACCCCAUCCGCAUCUCCAUGUGCCAGAACCUCGGCUACAACGUGACCAAGAUGCCCAACCUGGUGGGGCACGAGCUGCAGACGGACGCUGAGCUGCAGCUGACCACGUUCACGCCUCUCAUCCAGUACGGCUGCUCCAGCCAGCUGCAGUUCUUCCUUUGUUCGGUGUACGUGCCAAUGUGUACAGAGAAGAUCAACAUCCCCAUUGGCCCAUGUGGUGGCAUGUGUCUUUCAGUCAAGAGACGCUGUGAACCCGUCCUGAAAGAAUUUGGGUUUGCCUGGCCCGAGAGCCUGAACUGCAGCAAAUUCCCACCACAGAAUGACCACAAUCACAUGUGCAUGGAAGGGCCAGGUGAUGAAGAGGUACCCUUACCUCACAAGACCUCCAUCCAGCCUGGGGAAGAGUGUCACUCUGUGGGAACCAAUUCUGAUCAGUACAUCUGGGUGAAAAGGAGUCUAAACUGCGUUCUCAAGUGUGGCUAUGAUGCUGGCUUAUACAGCCGAUCUGCUAAAGAAUUCACCGACAUAUGGAUGGCGGUGUGGGCCAGCCUAUGCUUCAUCUCCACCGCCUUCACUGUGCUGACCUUCCUGAUUGAUUCUUCCAGGUUUUCUUACCCUGAACGCCCCAUCAUAUUCCUCAGUAUGUGCUAUAAUAUUUAUAGCAUUGCUUAUAUUGUCAGGCUGACUGUAGGCCGGGAAAGGAUAUCCUGCGAUUUUGAAGAGGCAGCAGAACCCAUUCUCAUCCAAGAAGGACUUAAGAACACAGGAUGUGCAAUAAUUUUCUUGUUGAUGUACUUUUUUGGAAUGGCCAGCUCCAUUUGGUGGGUUAUCCUGACACUCACUUGGUUUCUGGCAGCAGGACUCAAAUGGGGUCAUGAAGCCAUUGAAAUGCAUAGCUCUUAUUUCCACAUUGCGGCCUGGGCCAUCCCUGCUGUGAAAACCAUCGUCAUCCUGAUUAUGAGACUGGUGGAUGCAGAUGAACUGACUGGCCUGUGCUAUGUUGGGAACCAGAACCUUGAUGCCCUCACCGGCUUUGUAGUGGCUCCCCUCUUUACUUACUUGGUGAUCGGAACCUUGUUCAUUGCUGCAGGCUUGGUGGCCUUAUUCAAAAUCCGGUCUAAUCUUCAGAAGGAUGGGACAAAGACAGACAAGCUAGAGAGGCUGAUGGUGAAGAUCGGAGUCUUCUCAGUGCUGUACACAGUUCCUGCAACCUGUGUGAUUGCUUGCUAUUUCUAUGAAAUCUCCAACUGGGCGCUCUUUCGGUAUUCUGCAGAUGACUCUAAUAUGGCCGUGGAAAUGUUGAAAAUCUUUAUGUCUUUGCUUGUGGGCAUCACUUCAGGCAUGUGGAUUUGGUCUGCCAAAACUCUUCACACCUGGCAGAAAUGUUCCAACAGAUUGGUGAAUUCUGGGAAGGUAAAAAGAGAGAAGAGAGGGAAUGGUUGGGUAAAGCCUGGGAAAGGCAAUGAAACUGUGGUGUAAAGCUAGCUAAUCUCCACAUGUUCCUCAUUUUGAAGGAAGGAACACCAGCAGUUCUUUGGUAAUGCUACUAAACCUUGUAUGCAGAGAUUUUCAAUAUGAACAAACUAGCAACACUUAAACAAUCCCCCCCACACACACCCAACUUCCCACCCCUCAUUCUCAUCCCAGCAUCAUAAAACCAAUGAUUUUGCUGCAGACUUUGGAAUGAUCCACAAUGGAAAGAAAAGCCAGUUAAGGGCUUUCAAAGCUGUGAAAAAUCAAAAUGAUCACUUUAGCAGGUCGCAGCUUGGAGUGUGGAGAUCCUGUCUCCACUCCAGGAAACCCAGGGCGAUACUGUUUUUUCCUACAUGGUGGGAUCUGUUUUGUGAAUUGAUAACUUACAGGAGAGAAAGAUUCUUUUUCUUUUUUUUUAGGCCCUUUAAAUUUUUAAAUACUAACUAGGUCUUGCAGUUAACAAAGUGAUCUGUAAACACUGGAAAUGCUGGGUUUGGAGAAGUGUUAUAAGAGUUUUAUAGUUUGGCUGAUCUAACAUAAACAUCUUCUGUGGUACACUGUCUGCUGUUUUGAACUUCACGGAUUGCACUCCCAAGAGGUGGUGUCAAAAUCUUUCAGUGACUUUGUCAUAAAACAGAAUUGUUUGGACAAACAAAAGUACUGUGCUAAUGCACAGAAAGUAUCCAGUGGGGUUUUCUUCUCUUUCCUCCUCUCUUAAAAUUUAACAUCCCUGUUCUAGGCAGCUGCUGUUUUCUUGAUUUUUACACUAAUGAUUUUUUUUAAAAAAAGGUAUUUUUAUAGGAAUUUUUGCACUACAGCAUGCCUAAUGAGGGGAAAAGGAAAGGUGAUUUGCUUUCUGACAAUCACUUAAUUCAGAGGAAAAUGAGAUUUACUUAAGUUGACUUACCUUACCCACCCCAGAGACCUAUUGCAUUAAGCAAUAGGGGGACUUAAUAUAUUUUUCUUUGUGUGAUUGCAUCUACACAGACGCCAGUCUGGAAGAGCUGAAAUGUUAAAUUUCUUGGCAACUUUGCAUUUGCACAGAUUAACUGUGUAAUUUGUGUGUGUCAAUUACAAUUAAAAGCACAUUCUUGGACCAUGACACAGUAUACUCAACUGACUUUCAAACUAUGGUCAGCUUGCAUUCUUAGAAUGAUAGUGCCUUUUUUCCCUCAGAGCAUAAGAAUGUUAUCAGAGUCUGGCCUGCUUACCACAAUGGAGACUUAUUCAAUUAUGUAAAGGGGACUAAGGACAGUUAAUCCAACUACUUGGUGUAUGAUUGUUUCCUAGUAAUUGGCAAAGGCUCCUUAGAAGAUUUCAUUGGAAGCAGUGUGGCCUGGAGUAUUUAUAUGGUGCUUAAUGACUCUCCAGAAUGUGGGCCAGGGGCUGGAUUGGUUAGCAGGGAAUAAAUAAAGUGUAGACCAUAUGAAAUGAACUGCAAACUUUAACAGUACAGGUCUUAAUUGCCUUUUGUGGAAGUAUCCAAAGCUUUAAAAAUUUAUGUUUUCAGUCCUCACAAGGGGGUACCUCCUAGCAGUCUACUGAAAGUUGCAGUUCUUUUGAAAUUGUAACUGGUCUUUCUCUGAACCCACUGUAGGCCUUCUGAUCACUAGAUCUCUGGGACAAAAUGUCCAUGUCACAGGUUGCUUUCCUUGUAAUUUAGACCUGUCUUUGCUUCAGCAAUUGUACUUCAGUCAUUCAUUAUUUAUUAAUUUAUGCCUUUUUAAAAAAACAGUAGGAAAACUCUUUAUUCUCCCUCCUUUUAUCAUACUUUGUGAAGAAACAUUUGUAGGGAUGCAAAAUUCCAAAUGGAUGAUUCUAUUCUGAAAAUAAGAAUCCUCCUCUGUCCACCUUGGUUGAGCUUUAUGCCCAUGAUCUGCCAGCUUCCUUCCUUCUUCCCUCCUUGUUCUUGCAGGUUAGUGAGUUGCUGAGAUCAAGAUGUAUACAAGUUGUUCAUUAUGUAUUUGGAAAGGACAGUCUUGGGGCUUUUAAGAUAAGAGCUAUGUGGGUCUGGUGGUCCCUAUGGCUUGGUGCAGUCUGAGUACCUAGGCUGAAUUUGGAGCAAGGACUCUGGGAACAUGAGAACUGAUCCCAGGAAGGGCUCAUUGAACUCCAUCUGAGACCACAUAUUGCCUCGGAGAUGUAAAAUGUGAACUCCCUGUGUUGCUUGGACUGUUCCCAUAGCUGGCCCUAGAGCAUGCACCCAGGGGCAGAGCCUGCCCUUCCUCAUUCCCUACUCUGGUAUCUUGGGAAUUGUUCAGAGUUGCUCUGGCCCAGAAAGGGAAAGAGGACCCUGCAGUAAGGGGCUUAUGUUUGUGCCAGAGUAUAUGAUAGGAGAUGGUGCAGGUUUCUUUGUAAUGCUUCAGUGAUUGUGUGACUCAGGCAGCAGUCCGCAGAGGGCUGGGCAAAAGGAGGUAAUCAGUAUCUGUAAAUGAUUAAGGUUAUAAUAAUCAUAACAAUAAAAGAACACAUGAGAAAACCCAAACACCUGAACCCUGAGUUCUAGAGCUGGUAUCUGGCAGCAUUUAGGAGUGUAACCAUCUGCUUCAUCAUUCUUGCCUUCUCAGAGAGAAGGUACAGUUGAGCAGAAGUGGAUGUUGGUACUGAAUGGAUUAGUAGCCUUAGUAAUGCCACAGGGUCAUAGGCUUUUCCUUUCACACUGCAGACAAUGAAGAGUGUUUAUAGUUUCAGGAGGG